This is a messenger RNA of Tribolium madens (black flour beetle), 712 nucleotides long. RefSeq names its product farnesol dehydrogenase-like. Gene Ontology annotation, molecular function: oxidoreductase activity. The transcript is spliced from 4 exons. Lineage: Eukaryota; Metazoa; Arthropoda; Insecta; Coleoptera; Tenebrionidae. The record is from RefSeq and is a predicted model, not a curated record. Bases 8 to 712 code for a protein of 234 amino acids.
CCAUUCUAUGGAAAUUCAGACUUAUUGUAGUUCAAAAACUGCACAUAGACAUUCUCCACGCAAAAUGGUUCUUUCCAUGGACAGAUGGGUGGGCAAAGUGGCCAUCGUCACUGGGGCUAGUUCAGGAAUUGGUGCUGCUAUUGCCGACGCUUUAGUUUCAAAAGGCCUCAUUGUGGUUGGAAUAGCUCGUCGCACUGACCUUAUCGAAAAUCGGGCCAAACACCUCAAAAACGGCAAACUUUACGCAGUCAAAGCCGACAUGACUCAAGAAAAAGACAUUUUGGACGCCUUCAAAUGGGUUUUGGACAAUUUAGGACCGGUCCACAUCCUAAUCAACAAUGCUGGUUUUGCCAAAGAGGGGUAUUUGAGUGAGGGUGAUACUGAAACUUGGAGAAAAAUCCUCAAUAUUAAUGUUCUUGGGCUGUGUAUUGCCACACGCGAAGCUGUUAAAAUAAUGCGAACCAAGGGCAUAAACGGGCAUAUUAUUCAUAUUAACAGUAUUCUAGGCCACUCUAUCAACACACCAAAAGUAAAUGUGUAUCCAGCGACGAAAUUUGGGGUCACAGCACUCACAGAGACUCUAAGACAGGAAUUGAUGAGUUUUGAAAGCAAAAUUAAAGUCACUAGUAUCAGUCCGGGUUUGGUAGCUACUGAACUGACCACUUUGAGGAAAGAUUUGAGUGAAGAAAGGAAAAAAUUGUUUGGGACGUAA